GCAGUUUUUCAGUUAUAAAGUAAUUGAAUCCAUUGCAAAUGUUAUUCAGUUUGAUUCUCUUAUAAGAGAUGAUCAUAACGGUUUUGAUCUUGAAAAUAUAAAGUUGUUCUUGCUUCUUUGUAUAUUUGGGCUUCAUCUGUUCAAUGAAGGAUUAUGUUGGGCUUCCUUAGGGUUGUUGACUAGAUUAAUGAUUCAAUUCAACUAUCAUAGACCAACCGAAGGAAACUUUUCGGUAUUGAAAGAACGUAUUUUCUGGUCGGUGCACAAUUUGGAUAAAGAAUUAAGCUUGUUGGUUGAUAGACCAAGUCAAUUACCCAUUAAUGAUUAUAUAGCGUUGGAAUUACCGCUCAAAGAGAAAUUGAAUGAACAAGAUGAAUCUGAUACUUUUAUAAAGCUUUUGUCAAAGAGAAUAGAAUUACAUAAGCUCCAAGAUCAAGUCAAUUAUCUCAAGUUAACAACCACGAAGAGAAGCCAGGAAGAAACAUCGGAAGUUCUCAAAGAGUUUUCUUCAAAUUUGGAAAAAUGGAGAAUUUCAAUGAGUCUGUUAAUCCAUACAGAAUAUUCUGGACUUCCUAAUUUGCAGGAAAUGAUUGGCGUAAUCAACUUGAAUUAUUACUUUCUAUUGAUAGAAAUGGACCAAGUUUCCUCGAGUGAAUCUUUCCAAUUCACUUUACAGUUUUUAUCAAGCUCAUUUGGUUUAUUAUUAACGGAUAGCUCAAAACCCGAAUCAGACAAGACCAAUGCCGAUAAAGCUAAACCUACCACCAAGAUCUCAAUGAAUUCUCUUUUUUGGUAUAAAAAGUUUUUCAAGGUUAUCAAAUACAAUCUCAACUCAUUAUUAGAAAUUGCUGAUUCUGUACCUGAAUCUUCCACAGUAACACCUUUGAAUUUAAGUUUGAAACUAAGUGAAUUUAAUGGGAACCUUCAAUUGAUGAUCAACCUUUUAAGAUAUACAUCCCAAGGCCACAUCAAACCUUCUUGCUAUUCAGAAAAAAUUGAUACAGCCAUCACUACUCUCUCAUCCUUAAAUAUGGAGUUGAUAAAGAACGGAAUAGUCCUGCAAAAUAAAGACUCCCUCAUUCAUGACAUACAGAGAUUCCAGACGCUUAUCUGAUUCUUUAAAUCAUUCUUCUUAUACCUCUGUCUUGAUAUUUAUCUUUAGUUCUCC
Molecule: messenger RNA, 1168 nt
Organism: Hyphopichia burtonii NRRL Y-1933
Lineage: Eukaryota; Fungi; Ascomycota; Pichiomycetes; Serinales; Debaryomycetaceae
Product: fungal specific transcription factor domain-containing protein
Exons: 1
Coding region: 188-1114 (308 amino acids)
Source: RefSeq, a predicted model, not a curated record